AUGGCAGAAAUUAAAAAGCCUGUAAACAGAACCCAUAUUAAGGGAGAGUAUUUGUCCCCAAGAGAUGGAAAUGGCCAUGGCACUCACACAGCUUCAACUGCAGCCGGUUAUUUUGUGAAACAGGCCAGUUAUAAAGGACUAGCUGCAGGCUUGGCCAGAGGAGGAGCACCUCUUGCUCAUUUAGCAAUUUAUAAGGCUUGCUGGGGUUCUGGACGCUGCACGAAUGCUGAUCUUUUGAAAGCAUUCGAUAAAGCUAUACACGACGGAGUGGAUGUACUAUCCAUUUCUGUUGGCAAUGAGGUUCCUUUGUUCUCCUAUGUUGAUCUGCGUGACACAAUUGCAAUUGGGUCUUUCCAUGCAGCAUCAAAGGGGAUCACGGUUGUUUCAUCUGCAGGAAAUAGUGGUCCCACUUCACAAACCAUUUCAAACACUGCACCAUGGCUCAUAACUGUGGCAGCCACCACAAUAGACAGGGCCUUUCCAACUGUCGUAACACUAGGAAAUAACCAAACUCUUUGGGGCCAAUCUAUUGGUGAUACUGGAAGACAUAACCAUGGUUUUGUUGGCAUCACAUAUUCCGAACGCAUAGCGGAUGACUCCACUGAUGCUUCAUCCAAGGAUUGUGAGCUUGGAAGUCUAAAUGCAACAUUAGCAGCAGGAAAAAUAGUACUAUGCUUUUCAGACCAAUAUGAUCAGCAGGAUAUAGCUUCAGCAGCAACUGCUGUCAAAGAAGCAGGAGGUGUUGGAAUCAUUUUUGCACAGUCUCACAGUGAUGGACUUCAAUCAUGCGAUAUCCCAUGUGUUAAAGUGGAUUUUGAAGUAGGGACACAAAUAAUUUCCUACAUAAGAAGAGCAAGGUAA
Molecule: messenger RNA, 861 nt
Organism: Cannabis sativa
Lineage: Eukaryota; Viridiplantae; Streptophyta; Magnoliopsida; Rosales; Cannabaceae
Product: subtilisin-like protease SBT3.8
Exons: 3
Coding region: 1-861 (286 amino acids)
Biological process (GO): proteolysis
Molecular function (GO): serine-type endopeptidase activity
Source: RefSeq, a predicted model, not a curated record